This is a messenger RNA of Cucurbita pepo subsp. pepo (vegetable marrow), 3740 nucleotides long. It is a transcript of the gene PXY, whose product is annotated as Leucine-rich repeat protein kinase family protein. Lineage: Eukaryota; Viridiplantae; Streptophyta; Magnoliopsida; Cucurbitales; Cucurbitaceae. Gene Ontology annotation, molecular function: protein kinase activity; receptor serine/threonine kinase binding; ATP binding. Gene Ontology annotation, biological process: protein phosphorylation. The record is from RefSeq and is a predicted model, not a curated record.
CCUGUGAGACACAGUGUGUGUGUGUGUGUGUGUACUGUUGUUCUUCAUAUUUACGGGUUUUGAUUUGCAACCAUCAUAAAGAACAACAAGGAAUGAUGAAAAGUGUAUGAAUAAUCAGACAAAGCUAGAAUACUGAGACAAACAAAUCAAAGAUUUAAGCAUUAAAGCAACGAACGAGAGAGAGAGAGAGAGAGAGAGAGAGAAAACUGGAGAAGGAAGAAGAAUUAAAGAAGAGCAGAGGAGGAGGAAGAAGACGAACCAGUAGUAGCUCUGCUACCUCCCUUCAUGUCCACCAACCAAAACCCACCGAACAAAAACCAAUCAUCACCACCAUGAAACCCCCUCUGCUCCAACCACUUCCAAAAAGCGCUUCUCCCCCUGUUCUUCGUCAUCAUCAGACCCCCUCUCUUUAUCUUCCCUUCUUCUUUCCCAAAUCAAGAGUUCUUCACUUCAAUUGAAGCAGCAGCCAUGAACCCAGAUUCUGCUUUCCUGUUCUUUGUUGCUCUGUUUCUUCUUCUGAUUAUCAACUCUGUUCUUCUUCAGCUUGUUUCUGCAACUCCUACAGCUUUACCUCUUCAACUUCUCUCUCUGCUUUCUCUCAAAUCCGCCAUUAAAGACCCAUUUUCGAGCUUCCAUGAUUGGGACCCCACACCCACUUUCACCAAAUCUGGUUUUCAAGACCCGAUUUGGUGUUCCUGGUCGGGAGUUGAAUGCCAUCCAAACUCACCUGAAAUUACUUCCUUGGAUUUGUCUCGCCGGAAUCUCUCCGGCUAUAUUCCCUCUGAAAUUAGGUACUUGACCAGCUUGAUCCACUUGAAUUUGAGUGGCAAUAGCUUUCUUGGGCCGUUCCCCACCGCCAUUUUCGACCUCUCCCACCUCAGAACUCUUGAUAUCAGUCAUAACAAUUUCACCUCCAUUUUCCCACCUGGGAUUUCCAAGCUUAAGUUCUUGAACGUCUUCAACGCCUACAGCAACAACUUCACUGGCCCAUUACCACUAGACCUCGCCCAUCUCCACUUUCUCGAAUGGCUCAACCUCGGCGGGAGCUACUUCAAUGGCCGUAUUCCGGGGAGCUAUGGCGGUUUUUCACGGUUGAAAUAUUUGCAUUUAGCUGGAAAUAUUCUCGAAGGACAAAUUCCAGAACAGCUCGCGUACUUAACCCAACUUGAGAGAAUGGAAAUCGGUUACAAUACCUUCUCCGGUGGGAUUCCGUCGGAAUUUCCUCUGUUGUUGAAUCUGAAAUACUUGGAUAUCGCCGGAGCGAACCUCUCCGGGACUCUGCCAUGGGACAUAGGGAACAUGACGAAGCUUCAAAAUCUUCUUCUCUUCAAGAAUCGAAUCACUGGCGAAAUUCCUCAAAGUUUAGGGAAAUUAGAAGCGCUCGAGGGGCUUGAUUUGUCUGAGAAUCAACUCACCGGAGCGAUUCCGUCGGAUUUGUACAAUAUGAAGGAAUUGACAGAGUUGAGUUUGAUGGGGAACGAUCUGAGUGGGGAAAUUCCAGAAGCACUUGGCGAUCUUCCAAAUCUCGCCAGUUUGCAAUUAUGGAACAAUUCGCUCACGGGGCCCCUCCCUAAAAAACUCGGCUCCAACGAUAAGUUACUUCAAGUUGAUGUAUCGUCGAAUAUGCUCACUGGUCCGAUUCCCCCGAACCUCUGCCAUGGUAACAAGCUCUUCAAGCUCAUUCUGUUUUCCAACAAAUUGGAGAACGAACUUCCCGCCUCUUUAGCUAACUGCACGUCCCUCACUCGCUUUCGAAUCCAACAUAACCGCCUCAACGGCUCGAUUCCUUACGGUUUCGGACUGCUGGAGAAUUUAACGUUCGCCGAUUUCAGCAACAAUAACUUCUCCGGAGAGAUUCCGGCGGAUUUUGGUAAUGCGGUUAGGCUACAGUAUCUGAACAUUUCACAGAACGCCUUCGGAACUUCCUUGCCGGAGAAUAUCUGGAACUCAACGAGAUUAGAGAUUUUCUCAGCGAGUUCUUCAGAAAUCGUCGGCGACAUCCCCGAUUUCAUCGGCUGUAGAUCGAUCUACAAGAUCGAACUCCAGGAGAACAACUUAAACAGCAGUAUUCCAUGGACAAUCGGCCACUGCGAGAAAUUACUCACACUGAAUUUAAGCUUGAAUUCCUUAACCGGAAUUAUUCCAUGGGAGAUUUCAACGCUGCCGUCGAUCACCGCCAUUGAUCUCUCUCGUAACCUCCUCACAGGUACAAUUCCUUCAAAUUUUCAAAACUGUAGCACAAUCGAAAGCUUCAAUGUGUCGUACAACAUGCUCACCGGCCCUAUUCCAUCGACCGGAACAAUCUUUCCGGGAUUACACCCGUCGUCGUUCAUCGGCAACGACGGACUCUGCGGCGAGAUUCUGGCAAAACCAUGCGCCGCCGACACGUUAACCGCCGGCGCGAUAGAGGUCCGGGAGCAGCAGCCGCGGCAUACGGCGGGCGCAAUAGUGUGGAUAAUGGCGGUGGCAUUCGGAAUUGGACUGUUCGUAUUAGUGGCCGGAACACGGUGUUUCCAGGCGAAAUACAACCGUCGAUUCGGUGGUGGCGACGAGGAAAUCGGACCGUGGAAAUUAACCGCCUUUCAACGGUUGAACUUCACGGCGGAGGACGUGUUAGAAUGUAUGGCAAUGACGGAUAAGAUACUGGGAAUGGGGUCCACAGGAACCGUCUACAAAGCAGAGAUGCCAGGUGGCGAGAUCAUAGCGGUGAAGAAACUGUGGGGGAAGUACAAAGAGAACAUCCGACGGCGUAGAGGGGUUCUGGCGGAAGUGGAUGUACUUGGGAACGUGCGGCACAGGAACAUAGUGAGAUUAUUAGGCUGCUGCAGCAACAGGGAGUGCACGAUGCUGCUCUACGAGUAUAUGCCCAAUGGUAAUUUGGACGAUUUACUGCACGGUAAAAACAAGGGUGAAAACUUUUGCGCCGAUUGGAUGACUAGGUAUAAAAUCGCACUGGGUGUGGCACAGGGUAUUUGUUAUCUUCACCAUGACUGCGAUCCCGUCAUCGUUCACCGCGAUCUCAAGCCCAGCAAUAUCUUAUUGGACGGCGAGAUGGAGGCCAGAGUGGCGGAUUUCGGCGUCGCUAAGUUGAUCCAGACCGAUGAAUCCAUGUCUGUGAUCGCUGGAUCCUACGGCUACAUUGCACCAGAAUAUGCGUAUACGCUCCAAGUGGACGAAAAGAGCGAUAUCUAUAGCUAUGGAGUUGUGUUGAUGGAGAUAUUGAGUGGAAAGAGAUCCGUGGAGUCGGAAUUUGGCGAUGGAAACAGCAUUGUGGAUUGGGUGAGAUCCAAGGUUAAGAUCAAGGAUGGAAUCAAUCAAAUCUUGGACAGCAAUGGCGGUGCGUCUUGUGCGUCUGUUAAAGAAGAAAUGGUUCAAAUGCUUCGGAUUUCAUUGCUUUGUACUAGUCGUAACCCUGCAGAUCGGCCAUCAAUGCGCGACGUUGUUUUGAUGCUACAGGAAGCCAAACCCAAGAGAAAAUUGCCUGGGAAUGUUGUAGCUGAAUGUUAAUAUCAUCUUCUUCUUCUUCUUCUUUUUCUUUUCUUUUUUUGGUUAAUUUCAAUUGGUGGGGGAUUGGUAUAGGAGAAGCUUUUUUUUGUUCUUCUAAUCUCAAAUUUAGGUUCUAUUGGAAUUUCCAAGUGUUCUUCUAGUGUUCUUCUCUCAUUUUGCCUUUCUGUGCUUGUGAAUUGAAGGCUGUUUCUAUGUGAUGAACAUUGUGCAUUAUAUACACUUAUUUUCUAAGA